Linderina pennispora is the source of this 737-nucleotide messenger RNA. RefSeq names its product ribosomal protein L32e. Gene Ontology annotation, molecular function: structural constituent of ribosome. Gene Ontology annotation, cellular component: ribosome; cytosolic large ribosomal subunit. Gene Ontology annotation, biological process: translation. The transcript has 2 exons. Bases 316 to 684 code for a protein of 122 amino acids. The record is from RefSeq and is a predicted model, not a curated record. Lineage: Eukaryota; Fungi; Kickxellomycota; Kickxellomycetes; Kickxellales; Kickxellaceae.
GUCGGCGACUCCCUCUUUCCAAUAAUCCGAAACUUUUUUUUGAGGAUAUAUCAAAGGUAAAAGAGGGGAGAUUUUGUCGUGGCGCAGCGAAUACGGGCGUUGGAUGCGGUAUCGGUGGCAAUGGAUACGCGGGGAGAGCAUUUUGCAGGACUGAGAGAGAGCGGAAUGGACAGAAUGGGCUGAAAUUGCGAAAGUGCUGCUCUCCCCCUUGCCCCGGAAAAGCGCACCGCCAACAGAAAGGCGUGAAAUGUGAAUGAAUUACCCGGAAUUGCCCAUCCCAUCGGCACUAACAACACGCACCGCUUGCACCUGUAGAUGGUUCGCCCUGCCCUGAAGGUUAACAUUGUCAAGAAGCGCACUAAGCCCUUCAUUCGCAUCCAGUCGGACCGCUUCAAGCGUAUUGACUCGCGCACUCGCCGUCGCUUCAAGGGUACCCGCCCCCACCCUAAGAUCGGUUACGGAUCGAACCAGAAGACCCGCUUCCUGCUUCCGGACGGCUUCCGCAAGUACACCGUCCAGAACCUGAAGGACCUCGAGGGUCUGGUCAUGCUCAACCGCACCUACGCCGCUGAGAUCGCCCACAACAUCGGCGCCAAGAAGCGUGUCGUGCUUGUCGAGCGUGCCCAGCAGCUUGGCAUCAAGGUCAUCAACGCCGAUGCCCGUGUCCGCGCUGUCGAGAACUAAAAUGUCUUUCUUAUAUGUUUCUUGUUUUUCAGGGGCAACUUUAAAUCUUGCAA